Penicillium macrosclerotiorum is the source of this 1224-nucleotide messenger RNA. RefSeq names its product putative sister chromatid cohesion protein Dcc1. The transcript is spliced from 3 exons. Gene Ontology annotation, biological process: mitotic sister chromatid cohesion; maintenance of mitotic sister chromatid cohesion. NCBI's taxonomy places the organism in Eukaryota, Fungi, Ascomycota, Eurotiomycetes, Eurotiales, Aspergillaceae. Bases 1 to 1224 code for a protein of 407 amino acids. The record is from RefSeq and is a predicted model, not a curated record. Gene Ontology annotation, cellular component: Ctf18 RFC-like complex; nucleus; chromatin.
AUGGCGACUCAGGAUUCACGAAGCAUUCUUUUUACAAAUACCCUCCCACAGCAGGGUUUUAGACUCCUAGAAUUGCCACCGGAAUUGGAAGAGCUCUUGUCCUCCCCGAAUGCACCUGUGCUGACCAUGUUUCAACUUCCUAGUCUCGAACUUAAAUCUCCCUCCGCGGCCCUGGCACUCGCGGUGGCCGAUCCCAGUAACCAAGAAUAUGUCAACCUCUGCACGCCAACUCAAACUUAUCGUAUUCGCCAAGUGCAGUCCUCAAAUUCUCUCCAUAUUCUCCGGCCAAGCCUCGGCGAAAUCUCGCGCGCUGAUAUCAAGGUUAUUGAAGAAGAGGCCGGUGAAAGCGGCGGAUUGAAUCUCCCCGACGAAGCUGUGACCGCGAUUGCGAAAUGUAGCUCGACCCUCGAAUUGCACGUCCCGCCAGUCGGUUUCUCGGCCGCUUUAUUCCUUGAGAAAAGCCUAGCAUUGUAUGACCCGCAAAAUGGGGACGAUGAUGAGGAUGUUUCCAUGGACGACUCCGGCAUUGAAGAUGUUGCCAUGGGCCCUGCCGAGAUGCGCGCCCUGAGAAACCAGGUUUGUGCCGACAUCCCAGUGUCUGCAGCGCAAUGUGAAGCAGGGUGGACGGAGAUCUGCGCUUUCGUGGAUAAGAAGCAGAAAAUGUGCUGGCGGCCCUCGGCGAAGAUGCGGCUGAACGUUUGGAGACGGUUGACGGAGGGCACCAUCUUGCAGGGAAUCGAUCUAGAGAAGCAAUUUCUUGUUGUAGAUCUUUGGAAGUCUGUGCUGGAUGACGAUGAUACUCUACCACAACCUUUCCCACAACAAUUACUUGAGGCAAUCGUGCGAAGAUUGUGUGCAGCGGACCAGCGACCGCCAUUGACUGACGAGAUUAAGUGGGCAAGCUUUGAUAAGACUGAGUGUAUUAGAUGGGUGGGAGAGACCUAUUUGGCUGCUACUGCUCCCACUACAUCGUCUUCUAUCGGGCGAAGUGAAUUCCUUCGUGCGUGGAAGGAUUACCUACCGGAGUCGUGGAGAGAAGAAGCUGCAAUGUCAAAACUUCCAGAAGGCUCAUACCAAAACGCUGAUCCUACGUCGAUUUGUUUUGUGGAUCCAUCGCAGAGACUACAAACUGCGAAAGCAUCGACUGCUGCGCCAGCUGCUGCAGCCAAGGCCAAAACUACCAGAAACUGGCAUGAAUUGCUCAAGAAUUCAAAGCGCCGCUGA